AUGCAGUCCUUGGCAGCACUGUGCUUCCUUGUCUUGGCACACCUGCCGCCCCUGAGGGGGGACGUAGUGCAAAGCUUCCAGGACGUCCCGGACUGCCUGGAGUUCUUCUACCAGGGCAAGGUGCCCGAGUGGGGCGCGGCCACGCCUGGAGCCGCCCGCUUGUGUCAGCGUUUCCGCAACAGCUACCACUUCGCCACGCUGUACGACACGCACCACCGCAUCGCCGUCUACUCCGCCUACCUCUUUCAGACCAGCAACGGGGGCGGCCGGGAGAAGCGCUGGUUUGUGGAGCCACAGCUAGUGAACCAGAGCUGGGGUGCGGAGAUGCGGGACGGGUACUGGCUUGGGCAGGACAACCCGGGGGUCUACUUGGGAGAGAGGCAGGCUCUCAACGAGGACUACACCCACUCUGGCUUUGACCGUGGACACCUCAAUCCAAACGGACACCACCCAGUGCCCAGCCGCAAUGCCACGUUCACGCUCACCAACGUGGUGCCCCAAAAUCCAAAACUGAACCAGAACGCCUGGCGCAUUUACGAGUCCGAGCUGACCGACCUCUUCAAUGGCCAGUGCACCCAGGCCUACGUGCUGGUGGGCGCCAUCCCCUCCAGCGACAACUGGAUCAUCAAGAACAACAUCAAACGGGUCAACAUCCCCGACUACCUCUGGAACGCCUACUGCUGCCUGGACAACAACGGGCGGCCCAUCCACAGCGGGGGCGGCGCUGCCCGCAACACUGAGCAGAACCACGUCGACAGGCACACUCUCUCAGGGCUGAGAGAGUUCCUGAGUCAGUACACCAACUCACCAGUGGGGGAGUUGUUCUUCAACAACUGUGGGGCUUAG
Conger conger (European conger) is the source of this 846-nucleotide messenger RNA. Its product is annotated as endonuclease domain-containing 1 protein-like. The transcript is spliced from 3 exons. Gene Ontology annotation, molecular function: hydrolase activity; nucleic acid binding; metal ion binding. The record is from RefSeq and is a predicted model, not a curated record. Bases 1 to 846 code for a protein of 281 amino acids. Lineage: Eukaryota; Metazoa; Chordata; Actinopteri; Anguilliformes; Congridae.